AUGUGGUCCCCAUGUAGCAGCUUCUCGGCCUCCAAAGUCCCUGACACUGUGGAGUACCAGCAGGUCUUCUUGUACGGCGAUGAGAAUGGGGUGCUGAAGAGCUGUCUCCAAGAGGGCUACCGAGCCGGUACGCUCAAGUCGGACAUUCAGCGCAAGAACUUCCCCUCGCACUUUGUGUGCAUGACCAUUGAAAAGAUGAACGCUGGCAGCGUUCAGAACUGGCUCGACAAGGAGGCGCUGACUCCCCAUGGGAUGAUGGUGGUACUUCAAGAGGUGGCGGCGGCAUUGGCCUAUAUGCACGGCUGCGGUAUCACGCACAACGAUAUGAAGCCUGAGAACAUCUUUCUGCACAGCGACGGUCGCUACGUCACCUCCAAGUUGGGCGACCUGGGCCUCGCCCAGAAAUCUGCAGACACCACCAGCGACGUCACACGUUAUGGCAUGUCCGGCUUCGCGAUGGCCACCGGUGAGCACUACGGCACCCGCCACUACAGCAAGGACAAGAUCAGCACCUUCGUCUCCGAAGUGGCGGCCUGCGUGCAUGGCUGUGGCAUUGCGGGGCGCUUGGGCGCCGCUUUGGAAGAAGAUCUUCCAGUCUUGCUGGAGAAGGUUCUGUCCGAGAAGGUCACCAUGAAGGAAGUCCGGGACUGGAAGACCCUACAGGGCUUCGAGUUUCUGGACGAGGGCGGCCUCAAGACCGCCCCUUCCGCCAGCCGGGCCCAGUGUCGUGGGCUGGUGGGGUCAUGGAGUGUGGUGGUGGUGGACCUGGUGGUGGUGGACGUGUUUCUUGUGGGUUUGGCGGUGGUUCUGGCGUUGGUGGCCGCCGUGCAGACCACUCCCCAGAAGUCCUACUGA
Molecule: messenger RNA, 855 nt
Organism: Effrenium voratum
Lineage: Eukaryota; Dinophyceae; Suessiales; Symbiodiniaceae
Source: the annotation of a GenBank genome assembly